UGCUCUUCAGUAUUCUUCCAAUUACUCGGAAGAAGACAAUGGCAGAGCUGGGAAACGGGAAGAAGCAAGCGUCCCCAGAGGAGGUGCAUCCUCGGAAGGUUUUCGGGUGGGCGUCCAGGGACGAAUCCGGCGUCCUCUCUCCCUUCGCCUUUUCGCGGAGGAAUACCGGUGCUGAUGAUGUCACUAUAAAAAUUUUGUAUUGUGGAAUCUGCCACUCUGACCUUCACUAUGCCAAGAACGAAUGGUCAAAUACCAUUUACCCAGUGGUUCCUGGGCACGAGAUCGCGGGUGUCAUAACUGAAGUGGGCCAAAACGUCCAAAACUUCAAGGUAGGUGAAAAAGUAGGCGUGGGAUGCAUCGUCAACUCCUGUCGCUCCUGCCAAAACUGCAACCGGGACUACGAGAACUAUUGCCCUCGCGUCAUCUUAAGCUACAACUCCCUGGACGUCGAUGGAACCAUGAAUUAUGGAGGCUACUCCAACAUGAUCGUCGUCAACCAACAUUUUGUCAUCCACUUCCCUGAGAACAUGCCCCUUGACAAGGGUGCCCCACUGCUGUGUGCCGGCAUCACAGUCUACAGCCCCAUGAAGGAACACGGCCUGGAUGUGCCUGGAAAGCAUCUCGGAGUCGUUGGCCUCGGUGGUCUCGGUCAUGUCGCUGUUAAGUUCGGCAAGGCUUUCGGGAUGAAGGUCACUGUUAUAAGUACUUCUCCAAAGAAGGAGAAGGAAGCCAUUGAGCGUUUGGGAGCUGAUGCUUUCUUGGUCAGCAGCAAUGCUGGACAAAUGCAGGCUGCCAUGGGCACCAUGGAUGGUAUUAUUAACACAGUUUCAGCUGAUCACUCCAUUAUGCCGUUGAUGAUGCUGUUGCAAACUCAUGGGAAAAUGAUCAUGGUGGGAGCACCCGAGAAGCCACUGCAGCUUUCAACCUUCGCCUUGAUUUUUGGUGGGAAAAGCUUGGCAGGGAGUGGCAUUGGGGGAAUGAAGGCGACACAGGAGAUGAUAGAUUUUGCGGCCAAAAACAACAUAACUGCAGACAUAGAGCUCAUUCCCAUCGACUACUUGAACGAGGCGAUGGAGCGGCUCGCAAAGGCUGAUGUCAGAUAUCGCUUCGUAAUUGAUAUUGGCAACUCCUUAACUGAAGCCUAAAAGAGUUGAAUAUGAUCUGGAGUAGUAUCAAAGAUAGAUGUUGUUGCUUUUCGUUUCUCGGUCAAAUAAAGACUACUGCGAACUUGCGAUCAGUAGUAUUAGAAUAUGAAUUCCUUAGCAUUUUUGGAUUCCUUUAAUGGAGUGAAAUAGUAAUCUCCAAGUGUGCCGACCGGGUCA
Messenger RNA from Zingiber officinale, 1322 nucleotides. RefSeq names its product probable mannitol dehydrogenase. Gene Ontology annotation, biological process: lignin biosynthetic process. The coding region runs from base 39 to 1145 and encodes 368 amino acids. The record is from RefSeq and is a predicted model, not a curated record. Gene Ontology annotation, molecular function: zinc ion binding; cinnamyl-alcohol dehydrogenase activity. The transcript is spliced from 5 exons. NCBI's taxonomy places the organism in Eukaryota, Viridiplantae, Streptophyta, Magnoliopsida, Zingiberales, Zingiberaceae.